CAACGCUUGGGCUAAAAGACCUUUCAGGGGAGAUAAUAUACCUAUUAAGGAAUACGAUGAUGAAGGAUAUUGUAGAGCCAAGGCAGAGAUUAAGGACAUCGAGAGACAGAUUAUCCUGUUGGAGGCGGAUCGUCCAAGUAUGGUCAAGAGCAACCCAAUGGACGUAGACAAUCAGAUACUACCUAUUGUGAACGAAGAUGACAUGUUAGUAUGUCAGAGAACUGGUCUGCUCUCAGAGACGCUCUUAGAAACAAACUUAAGGAUGCAAGGUGGGACAGCAUUAGCCUACGUACCAGUCCUCCCAAGAGCCGAAGCAUUUGACCCGUUGGACGAAGACGAGAAGAAGAUUCCUCCUAUCCAGUACACGGAAAAAAGCUUGUAUCUAAACAAGCCGUACGUCGUGAGGGUAAGAAGAACUCUCCAAGAUAUCGCUAACCUCCAAAACGCUAUUAAGCAAGGGGACUAUGCAACAGUUGGGGACUUUGCCUUCAUCAAAAACCAAACAAGACCUUCCCCCGGCCCUUGGUCCUCAGGCCGGGGGGAACCUGGGAACAUAAAGAAAGAUUACCAGGGGAGCCCAGCGAGGAUGACCGGAGGGAAUUGUCCCCUGUACCUAGUCCAAGAGGGUGUGGAGAGUCAUUUGAAUGAAGUCAUGAGGCCUCUAUAG
Messenger RNA from Funneliformis caledonium, 667 nucleotides. The record is from the annotation of a GenBank genome assembly. NCBI's taxonomy places the organism in Eukaryota, Fungi, Glomeromycota, Glomeromycetes, Glomerales, Glomeraceae.